Malurus melanocephalus (red-backed fairy wren) is the source of this 2324-nucleotide messenger RNA. It is a transcript of the gene HNF1B, whose product is annotated as HNF1 homeobox B. The transcript is spliced from 9 exons. Gene Ontology annotation, molecular function: RNA polymerase II cis-regulatory region sequence-specific DNA binding; DNA-binding transcription factor activity, RNA polymerase II-specific. The coding region runs from base 53 to 1726 and encodes 557 amino acids. The record is from RefSeq and is a predicted model, not a curated record. NCBI's taxonomy places the organism in Eukaryota, Metazoa, Chordata, Aves, Passeriformes, Maluridae. Gene Ontology annotation, cellular component: nucleus. Gene Ontology annotation, biological process: regulation of transcription by RNA polymerase II; insulin secretion; positive regulation of DNA-templated transcription.
GCGGAGCGGGGAGGAGGGAGGCGAGCGGCGGGCGCGCCGCGGCCCCGGGAGGAUGGUGUCCCAGCUGAGCGCCCUGCAACGGGAGCUGCUGGGCGCCCUGCUCAGCUCCGGGGCCACCAAGGAGGGGCUGAUCCGCGCCCUGGAGGACAUGGUGCCCGCCGCCGGCUUCGGCGUCAAGCUGGAGAGCCUUCCGCUGUCUCCCGGCGGGCCCCCCGACGGCAGGGCCGCCCUCCCGCCGCUGGCCAACGGGCACGGCAAGGGCAAGCUCUCGGGCGACGAGGGCUCCGAGGACGGCGACGACUUUGACACGCCGCAGAUCCUCCGCGAGCUGCAGUCGCUCAACACGGAGGAGGCCGUGGAGCAGCGGGCAGAGGUGGAGAGGAUGAUCAGCGAGGACCCGUGGCGGGCAGCGAAGAUGAUCAAGGGCUACAUGCAGCAGCACAACAUCCCGCAGCGRGAGGUGGUGGAUGUCACCGGCCUCAACCAGUCCCACCUCUCGCAGCACCUCAACAAGGGCACCCCCAUGAAAACCCAAAAGAGAGCUGCCCUCUACACGUGGUACGUCCGCAAGCAGCGGGAGAUCCUCCGCCAGUUCAACCAGACAGUCCAGGGUUGUGGAAAUAUGACAGACAAAGGCAGUCAGGAUCAGCUGCUGUUUCUCUUUCCAGAGUUCAAUCAGCAGAACCAGGGGGCUGCCCAGCUCGACGACGCCUGCUCUGAAACCCCCAGCAAGAAGAUGCGGCGCAAUCGCUUCAAGUGGGGGCCGGCCUCCCAGCAAAUCUUGUACCAAGCCUACGAGCGCCAGAAAAACCCCAGCAAGGAGGAGCGCGAAUCUCUGGUGGAGGAGUGCAACAGGGCCGAGUGUCUGCAGCGAGGAGUGUCCCCCUCCAAGGCACACGGGCUGGGCUCCAACCUGGUGACGGAGGUCCGAGUCUACAACUGGUUCGCCAACCGGCGCAAGGAGGAGGCUUUCCGCCAGAAAYUGGCCAUGGACGCCUACAGCUCCGGCCAGCCCCCGCACAGCAUGAACCUGCUGCUGUCUCACGGCUCCCCGCACCACAACCAGCCCAGCGCCUCCCCUCCCAGCAAAAUGCCAGGGGUGCGCUACAGCCAGGCGGCGAGCGGCGAGGUGGCAUCCUCGGGGGCCAUGAGCCACCACGGCAGCGGUGCCAUGGUCACCACCAGCCAGGCCGUCCUGCAGCAGGUCUCCCCGGCCGGCCUGGACCCGGGCCACGGUUUGCUCUCUCCCGACGGUAAAAUGAUCUCCGUGUCGGGAGGCGGGCUGCCCCCGGUGAGCACCCUGACCAACAUCCACAGCCUGUCCCACCACAACCCGCAGCAGUCCCAGAACCUCAUCAUGACGCCACUCUCGGGAGUCAUGGCCAUCGCCCAGAGUCUGAACACGUCGCAGGCUCAGAGUGUCCCGGUGAUCAACAGCGUGGCCGGCAGCCUGGCAGCCCUGCAGCCCGUGCAGUUCUCGCAGCAGCUGCACAGCCCGCACCAGCAGCCGCUGAUGCAGCAGUCCCCGGGGCACAUGGCGCAGCAGCCCUUCAUGGCCACCGUGACCCAGCUGCAGAACUCGCACAUGUACGCUCACAAACAGGAGCCCCCCCAGUAUUCGCACACGUCGCGCUUCCCCUCGGCCAUGGUGGUGACGGACACCAGCAGCAUCAGCACGCUCACCAACAUGUCUUCCAGUAAGCAGUGUCCCCUGCAAGCCUGGUGAUGCUCUACACCUCGCUGCUUUUGCACAUAGCAACGGGAUCUCAUUUUCCACGACAUGCCGGCGGCGAGCUGCGCGCAGAGCCCGGGAGCCGCCCGCCGGAGCGGAGCGCAGCCCAGCAGCGAGGAGCCGCACACGGAGCCGGGGCUCGGGGCUCCGCGCCCGCCGGGACCGCCCGGACCCGCCUCUCCUUCCCUCCACRCAGUAUUUCCAAGAUUGGUCUCGGGGAUGUUUUUUUUUUCUGAAGUGUUCGCCGUCCAAGAGGCUCUCCCGAGGAGCGAGGAACGGGCUGUGYUGGGAAGUGGCAGGAGGGGAAGAUGGACCAUGUUUGAGUUAAACUCCUGCACUCGGCGGACGGAGAGGGACCGGGGUCUGUUACGUGGCGUUUGGAGGGAGGAGUUGCAUGUGUUGUUGAACUGAGCCAAUUAAACUGUAAAUAUAGGUACAGUCUGCUCCAUCCUCCCCUCUCCCCACUCCUAUACAUACAGAUUUAUAUAAAAAAAGAAGUAAAUUUUGUCCAAUGGAUGUAAACUACUGUAAUUAAGUGCAAUCCCCCCAUCUGUAUAUAUUGGUCCUGAAUAUCUUCUCUUUUUCCUUUUUU